AUGACUGAAAGAACAAAUAGCCAACAAAUUGAUGAACCACAUGGUUGUAUUGAACUUAUUCGAUGUGUUCCAGCAACAGACGAAGAACGAAAAGCUCCUCGAUAUAUACCAAAGUUGGAAAUAAAUGAACAAGCACAAGCAAUAAUAUCAGAAAGAUUUGAAUCACCAAUAUCAAUUAUAGCCUAUGUUGGAAAGGUAGGAGUGGGUAAAAGUAAACUAGCAAGUUUAACGGUGGAAACACUACGUAGAACACCAUCUAACCCACCAUUACGACCGUUUCGCAGCGGUGGAGCUGGUACUCCUGUUACUCAUGGUGUUUGGAUGUGGUCUGAACCGUUACGUCAUCUGGACGAAGACCAACAAGGUUCAAUACUAGUAUUAGAUUGUGAAGGAAUGGGUGAAUUGGACGAAGAUACUGGUGAUAAUUUAUACUUAUUUUGCAUGAUUAUGAGCACAGUAUUUGCUGUUGUCCUUCGUGCAGUUCGAGUCGAUCGUUAUCUAUAUGAUCAAUUGUAUCAUGCUCUACGUCGUUUUAAAAGUAUGCACACACCUUAUUUGUUACCCAACUUAUGCUUGGUAGCGAUGGAUAUGCCAUCAUUCAUUCGUAGUGAUCCAGUAAUGGGUGAUGUGCCAAUUCCAAAAGAUCAAUGGUUAAAAGAAAUAUUUAGUAACACUUCAAGUACAUUGUCACAUCAUGACAAUGAGUCAAUUCAAUUGCGCUAUGACUAUAUUACUGGACUGUUACCUCAAAUUGAUGCUGUGAAUAUUGAUUAUUUGCCACGAAAACUGGUGAAUAACAAUGAAAAAUUAGAUAUACAUACAAUAUUACGAGAAGAAUCAUCCAAAGAAUUCUAUACAUCGCUACAAAUAGCUAUUAAGAAAUUGUUAUCGAAUGGUGGCAAACGAUUACCAGGAUCUCAACAGUCCUCCCUGUUUGUUCGACCAGCCGAACUGACAGCUAUAAUGAGUGAUUUAAUCGAUGUUCUUAAUGAAAAUAAAAUGCCUAAUGCUGAUAUAUUGAUCAGUCGAUAUUUAUUAACACGUUUUAUGAAUGAAAUUGUGGAACAACAGGUAGCAGAAUUUCAAGAAAAAUUACUAGCAUAUGCUCAUAAUACUCUUGGUGAUGCUAUGAGUAAACGACAAAAACCAGAAACCCCUAAUGAAAUUAGCGCAACGGAUAAUCAAAUGAAAGAUGAACGUGAUCGUUUAACAACACAAUAUAUCGGUGCCAUUAUACGCUUAGCACGCUAUCAAAUUUAUGGUCUUGAUACAAUACUAUCAAGUGAAUACGUUGAUGUUAAUGAACAAGAAAAGGCUUUAUUCGAAUUACCAAAAUCAGUUCAAGAAAAAAUCAAAGACAUCAAAACACAAAUGAAUGGAUAUCAAGAACCAGAAUUAUUUAUCAAAAAGAUGCAUGCAAAUUUAGUUAUUGAGGAUUUACAUCGUCAACAACAAGAACAACGAAAAUUGCUUCAAGAAACUAUGAAAAAAUUAGAAAAUAAACGAGAUCUUGUUCAUCGCGAACAACGCAUCAAUGAUUCUUUGAAAUUGGCAAAACCGGUGAGAAUUGGUCUCGCGCCAUGCGCACAUUGCGGACGUCCAGGUGGUGCUAUUAACUAUGUUCAUUGGAAAAAACACUGUCCUUCCAGACGAACGGGUAAUUAUUAUUAUUAUCAUCGUGAAGAUGAACGAAUGGUAUGCGACGCAUGCAGACAGGUAGACAAAAUAGACGAUCAACGCGUCGAAUGUAGCCGAUGUGGACGAACACGAAAAGUGACACGCUUCUUCAAAUUUAAUGAAUAA
This is a messenger RNA of Rotaria sp. Silwood1, 1803 nucleotides long. Lineage: Eukaryota; Metazoa; Rotifera; Eurotatoria; Philodinida; Philodinidae. The record is from the annotation of a GenBank genome assembly.